Molecule: messenger RNA, 4260 nt
Organism: Alternaria ventricosa
Lineage: Eukaryota; Fungi; Ascomycota; Dothideomycetes; Pleosporales; Pleosporaceae
Exons: 6
Coding region: 1-4260 (1419 amino acids)
Cellular component (GO): eukaryotic translation initiation factor 4F complex
Molecular function (GO): translation initiation factor activity; protein binding; mRNA binding
Source: RefSeq, a predicted model, not a curated record
AUGAGUAAUCCCGCCUCGACUUCGCAAACCCCGCCGAUUGCCGCUUCCUCGUCUGCGACCGCGAACAGCUCCUCUACAGGAUCGUCCGCCACCGUGGCCGCCGGUUCGGCUCAACCCACUGCCCGCAGCUCGUACGCCAACGCGACCAAACCCACGAUCGUGUCUAGCGCAGCGCCGCCCGUGGCAGUGGGAGGACCGCAGAGCGCGCAGCAUGGCAAGAGCUCCUCUGUCUCCCCGGUGAAUGGCAACGGCGCCCUCAAGCCUGCUAUUCCCGUCAUGCCCACCAUCGUCAGCGGUGGUCCCAACGGCAGCGCCCACGAGCGCAAGUCGUCUGUCCAGAUCAAGCAGACCCCGCCUGUUGCGACUGCAGGCGGCCCGCCCUCUGGUAUCAAGUUCGGCUCGCUUGCUGGCUCACCAGCGCCUGCCCACGCCUCGCCCGUAGUCCAGGGAAACCUGAACCCGGCGCAGGUGCAGAACCCGCGCGUUGCCUCGCCCGCUCAUUCACCAUCGCCCAUUCCUACGCCCAUUUCGGGAGGUCCCAAGCCCGACGGACUGCCCACUAGACCAAACAUUGUGUUCGGUGGCCAGGGCGGUGAAAGCACUGAGCCUAACGCACGCCCUGCUAUGCCCCCUCAACCAAACUCACACACGAUGCCUCAACACAUGCGUCGCGAAUCCUCCCAGUCUGCGCACAGCGACAUGAGCAACGCAAACAUGGGCCGCGGCGGCUCGUACUCCAACCGAGGCGGCCGUGGUGGAUUCCCUCCUCAAGGUCAAUACAACCCGCACAUGGCCAACCAUUCGCCACAGCCGUUCCGCCCGAUGCCUCAGAUGGGCCGCGGCCAGGCUGCGCCAUUCCACCCUCCUGGCCCGCAGCGCUCUCCUUACACGCAGAACCAGCAUGCCAUAUUACCCGCAACAACAGUACCCUCAACAGGCAAGUACAUCCUCUACUAUUUCAGCUACUCCCUCAGUUUCUUCAUCUCGCAGAUCGGUUUUAUCGACUGGUUCGCGAGUUUCCCACAGUUCUCCCAUGCCAUCUACGGUGGCAUGCCCCAGCCCAACUUAGACCCGUACAACAACUUCUACCCGCAGAGCUACGGACUUCAGCAGUCCAUCCACUACCCAGGUGUCCCCGCUAGCCCAGGUCGUGGAUUCCCUCCUCAGAUGCAACCGUCUCCCUACGGUGUUGCCCCCUACGGUCAUCAGCCACAGGCUCAGAGCAUGUCGCGCACUCCCUCCAACAUGUCGGAGCGCCCGUCAUCUGCUGUUCCUCAGCCUUCCACACCUGCGAUGACCAACGUCAACCACAUUUCGCACACACACACUCCUAGCAUGACGGCGGCAAGCCCCGCACCUAGCUCCACCUUUGAGCGUCCGAAGAGGCAAAGCAAGGCCAUCCAGAUCAAGACUGUUGAUGGUGAAGUUGUCGACUUCAAGCCCAAGGGCGCCUCGCCUGCCCCGCCUGCUGUAGCAUCCGCUGCACCUGCUGCGCCUCGCUCUCCCGCUAUUGCUGCCACUCCCACCCCUCCGCGCGCACCGAGCGCCACCGACUCUACUCGUGCUGAAGAUACCGCUUCCAAGAAGGCCGAGUUUGUCAAGCAGUUCCAGGAGAAGCUCCGCCUACAAGAGGAAGCCGAGAAGAAGGCCAAGGAAGCUACAGAGGAAGAGGCCAAGGCCGAAGCCAAUGCAAAGCUUGCUGCUAAGGAAGAGGCCGACGCCAAAGCUGCUCUUGAAGCCAAGGAGAAGGAGGAUGCCGAAGCUGCCAAGAAGGCCGAGACUGACGAGGCUGAGAAGAAGCGCCUCGAAGACGAAGAGAUGGAGCGCAUGAUUGCUGAGAUGGAGGCAGAAGAGAAGAAGCGCGAAGAAGAUGAGAAGCGCUACGCCGAGGAGAAGGCAAAGAAGGCCGAGGCUGAGAAGGCCAACGCUGCCGAGAAGGUCAAGCAGGAAGAGGAGCGUCUGCGCAAGCUAGAGCGCGAAGCCGAAGAGGCUGAAGCCGCUCGCGCAGCAGAGACUCCUGAGCAAAAGGCCGAGCGCGAAGCCAAGGACAAGGCUCUCUUCGCAAGCUUGAAGAAGAACACCAUGUUCGGUCCUGGUGCCUCUCAGACUGAGGAAGAGGCGGCUCCCGCUGAGUCCUCAGCUCCUAUUGCCGCACCUGCACCCUCCAAGACCCCCACUGGCUCCAAGCCCAAGCCAGCUGCUCUCAAGCUCGAGACGAACAAGUCUGUCGAGCCCGCACAGCCGACUGCUGGUAUGCAGGCACUCAAGACUGCACGUUUCCUCGAAGUCCGUGCUGAGGUCAUGUAUCCUCAAGGCGUAGCCAGCCCCAACCCAGCUCUUAACAACAGCAACCGGAGCAAGGGCCGCCAGUACGACAAGGACUUCCUCUUGCAGUUCCAGGAUGUCUUCAAGGAGAAGCCAUCUGUUGACUGGGACAUGAAGCUCAAGGAGACAGUCGGUGACGAGCCCCAAUCUGCUCGCGGUCCUCCAUCUGCUCGUCCCGGCUCUAUGCAUCUGGGCGCCGGUGGACGUCAAGGCUCUCGCCCUGGCGGUGGCGGUGGCGGUGGAAUGGGUACAUUUGGGCAAGGUGGUGGAUUCCAGCCAGGAGGCCGCACACUCCCGCCAGGUACGACAUCCGAACAGCGUUUCCAGCAAGCCCAAGGCGGACGCGGUGGCUCUAUGACGAACCCUCUUGCUCAUGUCGUUCUAGGUGGAGGUCGUGGUGGAUUUCCUAUGGGCGGGCAGUCGAUGUCAGGACGUCAAAACUCCUACCAGAGCGCCGACCGCAGGCUACCAGAUUCACCUCGCGUUGGCAGCUCACGCGGUAGGGGCGGCCAAAACAGCCAUAAGGGUGGCCGUGGCGGCAAUGCUCAAGAUGCCAAGCAAAUGCCCUUGACUGCCGGCCAGGAAGUCAAGGCACUCCAACGCUCGCAGACUGGUUGGGUACCUACGUCGCUCACUCAGCCCGCUGCUGUCCAGGCUCAGAUGAGCGCAGGCCACUUGGCUCCCGAUAUGGUACAGCGUAAGGUCAAGGCCGCUCUCAACAAGAUGACACCCGACAAGUUCGACAAGAUUUCCGAUCAAAUCCUCGAGAUCGCUGGACAGUCAAAGGAUGAGACUGAUGGACGCACUCUUCGCCAGGUCAUUCAGCUCACCUUUGAGAAGGCUUGUGACGAGUCUCAUUGGUCGUCCAUGUAUGCCAAGUUCUGUAGCCGCAUGUUGCAGACCAUGAGCACCGAGAUCAAGGAUGAGAAUGUCCGCGACAAGCACGGUGCGCCAGUUGUCGGUGGUGCUCUCUUCCGUAAGUACCUCCUCAACCGCUGUCAAGAGGAGUUCGAGCGUGGUUGGGAAGUCAACCUGCCCGAAGCGCCUGAAGGCGAAAAGGAGGCGAAGCUUCUGUCAGACGAGUACUACGUUGCCGCUGCAGCCAAGCGUAAGGGUCUCGGUCUGAUCCAGUUCAUCGGAGAGCUAUACAAGUUGGGCAUGUUGACUCUGCGCAUCAUGCACGAGUGUGUGCUCAAGCUUCUCGACUUUGAGGGUCUCCCCGAUGAGGCUGCUAUUGAGAGCUUGGUCAAGCUGCUACGCACUGUGGGUGCCACGAUGGAAUCCGCCGAAGCCGGCCCCAAGAUGAUCAACAUGUACUUCGAGCGCAUCGAGAAGGUCAUGAACAUGGAGGGUCUUCCUUCGCGUAUGCACUUCAUGUUGCUUGACACCGUCGACAUGCGCAAGUCCGGCUGGAAGUCCAAGGACAUCCUCAAGGGUCCCAAGACCAUCGCCGAGAUUCAUCAGGAAGCCAUGGCAGCCCAACAGGCCGCCGAGAUGGAGCGCACACGAUCAAACCAACGUGGUGGUGGUGGCCGUCUUCCCAUGGGUCGCGGCGACGCUCGCUCGUUCUCAGGUGGUGGCAUGCAGCCUCCUCCAGACACUGGCAGCCGUGUCCAAAUGGACGAUCUCCGCAAGCUGUCCAAGGGUGCUUCUGGACGCAACCUAAACAACGCUGGAGCUCUCGGCCCGUCCAUGCUUGGUAACCGCGCCGGUAGCCGCCGUGGUAUCGGUCCCGGCAUGGCUAGCCGUGAAGACUCCAACGCCUCUUCGCGCAAUGGCACACCACCUGUCCAGAAGGAGAAGGAGGCCACUGCUCAUGCAAACGCUUUCAGUGCACUUGCUGCUCUUAGCAACGAAGACGCCGGCGAGGCUGGCUCUACAUCCAACGCUCCAGAUGAGUCUGCUGCCGACGCGGAGGCCAAGCCUUCCGAGUGA